AUGGGUGGUGCUCCUGGUGGAAAAACUUAUUUAGGCUGGUGGGGUCACCUCGGUGGUCCUAAGCAAAAGGGUAUUAUAACCUAUACUUUGUCCCCUUUUCAACAAAAGCCUAUGGCUGGUUUCUUCAAGACUUCUUUCCAAAACACUUUCCGUCGUGUUCUUAAUGAAAGUCUCUACGUAGCUAUUCCGUUUGGUGUUGCUUACUACAUCUACUGUUGGGGCAAGGAACAAAACGAAUUUUUGAACUCGAAAUGGGGCCGACACUUGGUCCAAGAGGAGUAA
This is a messenger RNA of Schizosaccharomyces osmophilus, 282 nucleotides long. It is a transcript of the gene qcr8, whose product is annotated as ubiquinol-cytochrome-c reductase complex subunit 7. Gene Ontology annotation, biological process: mitochondrial electron transport, ubiquinol to cytochrome c. Lineage: Eukaryota; Fungi; Ascomycota; Schizosaccharomycetes; Schizosaccharomycetales; Schizosaccharomycetaceae. The record is from RefSeq and is a predicted model, not a curated record. The transcript is spliced from 4 exons. The coding region runs from base 1 to 282 and encodes 93 amino acids.